Messenger RNA from Paramuricea clavata, 4958 nucleotides. NCBI's taxonomy places the organism in Eukaryota, Metazoa, Cnidaria, Anthozoa, Malacalcyonacea, Plexauridae. The record is from the annotation of a GenBank genome assembly.
AUGUCUCUCUCCAAACCUCACCGUAAACCCCGCUUCAAAGACUGGCUCGUUUAUGUCUUAGACAACGACCUCUGCAGCGACGAUGCGAGAUGGCAGGACAGCUCUCGACGCACGGCUAUCAUUCGCUGGCCGCACAAAUCGCGUGGAACAUGGUCUUUGGAGAAAGAUGCCAAACUCUUCAAAAUGUGGGCCAUCACUUCGGGGAAAUAUCGAACAAACGUCGACGCACCAAAUCCCAAAUCUUGGAAGUGCAACUUCAGAAUGAAUUUAAAUAUUUGUAAGAAUAUCACUGAAUUGAAACACGAAAGAGUACCGAAGGGUCCAAAUGCUUGCAGAGUGUUCGCGUUCUCGGAUCGAAGAACUGCUUUGCAAAAUUGUGACUUUCCGGGCUUCGAGUAUGGUGAGUUAUAAUUAUGUAUAGUCAUGCGCCAGUAUGCAUGCACGUCGACAUUACUAGCUGUUUCUUUGUUAAUUGGACGGCUAGAAAAUAGCACAUUUUCACCUAGUUGAGUAUAUUUGCAUUCGUAUAGUUGUAGUAUAGUAGCAGGGUUUUAACACUGAGCAUUAUCGUGCAGAAAUGGAGGUCAAUUACAUGCAUUUUUGAGCGCGAGAAAAAAUUUGAAUGAUGUAGUAGGCCUAUAUAGCGUUGUACUUUCAUGGAAACAAAUUAAUAAGUCCAGAGAUAUAGUUUGCACUGAAUAAUGAUGGCAAUAUAAGCUACAAUAUGACAACGUGACACUUCAACAUUUGAGAUUUCAACCGGCCUGUAUAUGUUUGCGCUUAUUGAUACUAUAAUUAACCUGCACAUAUAUUUUGGCGCUAUGAAAUCCUUACAAAAAACAGGAUAUUACAAUUAUAAAAAAAUGCUACAACACAUUCUCCAAAGCCAAGGGCUCACACUGAUACCAGUUCUUCUUAACUGACGCGAUUACCCUGAUGAAAUAAAGUUUAUUUGAUUUGAUACAUUCAUAUAUCUAGGAAACAGGAUUACUUAUCCGUGUUUAUAAAAGGCUUUAUUACAAAGUUAUUGCACGGAAAACCCUUUGACAAAACAAUUUUCGCUUUUGCAGUCAAUUCCCGCGGAUACCUUAAACGUAUAAAGAACCACUGUGUAUUAUUGUAAUAUAAACAAUUUCGUUUUCGGCGCGGUUUGAUUGGCGAUUGAAAUAGCUCGCAAUGUUUUUGUAAGAUACUUAUAUCAGCUAUAAAUAUAUAAAGUUAAAAGACCCGGGCGAGAGUAUAUAACUUAUAAUUAUAUUAGUGAAAAUUCAAUAAUAAUAAAAUUAUUGUCUAUACCCACAUAAAAGCGAAGUCAACGAAUAUAAUUCAGGAAGUGAAAAAGUCACUAAUUUUUCAUAUAAGUCUAAAAUUUCGUUUUCAAAACGCAAGUUUAUAGAGCGUUACGUAUGAGCAAUCAAUUAAAAAAAUUGUCGCUGUUUUAAAAGAAGUGCCGGGCGAUUUUGAAAGUGCAAGUCCAUUGGAAUUUUGCAAGCAUAUAAUUAUCAUGUUAAUUAAUGAGUUAAUUGCAGAAAAUAAGGAACUAAAUCCUUUCAAAUUUUAAUGGCAUGCAAAUGCUGUAAUCUACGUGCGACUUAAAGGUUUUAGUACUGUACACAUAUUAUUAUUAGUCAAACGUGGUGGUUCAGUGUAGGUAGUAUUCUACAAUAAGCUGCCGUGAUUUGUGUCUGAACUACCUGAAAAAGAUAUCUCAAACGUGAUCCAGUGUAGGUAGUAUUCUACAAUAAGCUGUCGUGGUUUGUGUCUGAACUACCUGAAAAAGAUAUCUCAAAUGUGGUGGUUCAGUGUAGGUAGUAUUCUACAAUAAGUUGUCGUGGUUUGUGUCUGAACUACCUGAAAAAGAUAUCUCAAAUGUGGUGGUCCAUUGUAGGUAGUAUUCUAUAAUAAGCUGCCGUGGUUUGUGUCUGAACUACCUGAAAAAGAUAUCUCAAACGUGGUGGUCGAGUGUAGGUAGUAGUAUUCUACAAUAAGCUGUCGUGGUGUGUGUCUGAACUACCUGAAAAAGAUAUCUCAAACGUGGUGGUCCAGUGUAGGUAGUAUUCUACAAUAAGCUGUCGUGGUUUGUGUCUGAACUACCUGAAAAAGAUAUCUCAAACGUGGUGGUCCAGUGUAGGUAGUAUUCUACAAUAAGCUGUCACGCUUUGUGUCUAAACUACACACGUAAAAACGCACAAGUUGUUAAGGGGCCAUUCACAAAGGAUGUCCGUGCCGGGGGGGGGGGGUUUGGAAUAUCAGGACAAACUCGGACAUAGGGGGGGAGGGGGGUUUUUUAGCAAUCCGGAUGUCCGAAAUUUAAAAAAAUCAAAAACAAAUUUCUUUUUCCCUCUAUUUUGAGCAGUCCUUCCCAUUGUGAAAUUGGCAUUUUGACUAUGCGGUUAACACUAGAUUUUGUUUUAAUUAGUAAUUUAUAUGUUUUUGUGUUCACAUUUACAGUUAUAAAAAAGUUCUAAAAGUAAGAAAAGUUUUUUACUCUUGAUAUAUACAUGGUUGCGUGAGUUUUUGCGAGGCAUGGCGGAUGUCCGGGGGGAGGGGUCACUAAUUCGGACAAUGCCGGACAAGGGGGGGAGGGGGGGGGGUCUGAAAAUCCAUCAUUUGGCCGGACAUCCUUUGUGAAUGGCCCCUAAGGUCUGUAAACAAGUUGUCACAAAUAUCUGUUCCCAAGCUGUCGACAAGUUGUGUUCGCACUGCUUGUUCCCAGUUGUUGUAACAAGUUUGGAACAAGCUGUUAACAACUUGUAACAAGCUUGAUGGCAUUAUCAAACUUGUUACAAGGUUAUUCUAACAAGUCUGAUACAAUCAUGAUAUAACAAGAAUGUUACAAGGUUGACGACACAAGAUUGUAACAAUAUUGUUACGUCAUGACUGUAUCAGACUUGUUGGAACAACCUUGCAACAAGUCUGAUAAUAUCAACAAGGUUGUUACAAAUUGUUAACAACUUCUUCCAAACUUGUUGACAACUUGGGACAAGCAGUGUGAAAAGAACUUGUUGACGGCUUGUUGGCAGACUUGCCACAAAAUGUUUUUGCGUGUGUAAAUGAAAAAAAUAUUGAUAGAUAUUCCUAUUUUACAUGAUACAGGAAGGAGUCGCUGUUACGCCGGUCCGCCAAAAGAUUUUUACACACCAACAAAUUAUGUACCAGGCAUAAUGCAUGAACUACCCGAGAUGUACCCCACAUAUGGUAUUCCUAACGCGGGAAAAUACAUGUAUCCGGGUAAGAAUUAAGAUUCAGCUUGUAAUAAAAUGUCGUUUCAAUUGUCGCAUCAUCAUAUGCGAUCAACUGAUGAUAAAAUGUAUUACUUUUUUUUGUAGAAAUGGAAGAAAUACCACCUCAGGUAAGAGCACCUCGUUCCGCUAAACUUCGCGUUAACAUACAUGUACUACACUAUACCAUACAACACCAUAUGCCAUACCAUACCAUACCAUACCAUACCAUACCAUACCAUACCAUACCAUACCAUACCAACACCAUACCAUACCAUACCAUACCAUACCAUUGCAAGACUACACAAUAUCAUACCAUACCAUACCAUACAACACCAUACUAUACCAUUCGCAUUAACAUACAUGUACCACACUAUACCAUACAACACCAUAUGCCAUACGAUACAAGACUACACAAUACCAUACCACACCAUACCAUACCAUACAACACACCAUACACACCAUACUAUACCAUACCAUACCAUACCAUACCAUACCAUACCAUACCAUACCAUACAACACCAUACUAUACCAUACCAUACAACACCAUACUAUACCAUACCAUACCAUACUACACCAUACCACACCAUACUAUACACCAUACCAAACCAUAUAACACUACACAAUACAAUACAACACAAUACCAUACCACACGACACCAUGCCACACCAUACCACACCAUACAACACUACACAAUACCAUACCACACCAUACCAUACCAUACAACACCACACCACACAAUACAAUACAAUACAAUACAAUACAAUACAAUACAAUACAAUACAAUACAAUACAAUACAAUACAAUACAAUACAAUACAAUACAAUACAAUACCAUACCAUACCAUACCAUACCAUACCAUAACAUAACAUAACAUAACAUAACAUACCAUACCAUACCAUACCAUACCACACCACACCAUACAACACCAUACCAACCAUACCAUACCACACCAUACAAUACCAUACCACACCAUACCAACCAUACCACACCACACCACACCACACCAUACACCACCAUACCACACCAUACCAUACCAUACAACACCAUACCAUACCAUACAACACCAUACCAUACCACAACAUACCAUACCAUACCAUACCACAACAUACCAUACCAUACCAUACCAUAAACACAAUUUCUAAUGUCUUAAAAUACUAAACCUUUUCCAACAUGCAAGCUGACACUUAUCCAACAUUUUUCAGGUUAUCGAAGACAUCUGCAGUCUAAAUUCUGAAACAAGCAUGAGAGGUUUCGAAACAGCUUCACAAGAACAUCCACUUAAAUUACAACAUCUCUCAACCAGUUCUGAAUCCAGUAUGACCGGUUUUGAGCCAGUUCAUCAAGAUCAUCCAAUCAACUACCAACACCCACCAACCAGUUCUGAAUCGAGUGUCACUGGUUUUGAACCAGUUGAACAAGAUUCUCUGAAACUUCAGAUCGAUAAUUUCAAAACAACGGAACUCAGCACGAUGGCUGACCAUUUUGCCGAGCCACCGGACUUUUGCGAGACUCACAUGUAAAUAUUUAAUUUCAAUAACAUUGCUGCAAACAUUUAGUUAUUUACAAGCCUUGGGUUAAAUAUACAAAACUCGUAAUUUAAAAGCCUGUUCACAGAGUCGAGAUUAUUUUAAAAUAUUGAAAUAAGUUGCUAUAAAGCAUAUACAAAAGUCAAAAUGUUAAAAUAACUGACCGGUUGAGUUGGUCAGAUUUUGUAGUUUUAUAAGAUUAUCAUAG